Mycotypha africana is the source of this 682-nucleotide messenger RNA. RefSeq lists its product as uncharacterized. The coding region runs from base 1 to 450 and encodes 149 amino acids. The transcript is spliced from 5 exons. The record is from RefSeq and is a predicted model, not a curated record. NCBI's taxonomy places the organism in Eukaryota, Fungi, Mucoromycota, Mucoromycetes, Mucorales, Mycotyphaceae.
AUGCCCACAGUCUUGACAACGAUUUGGUGGAAUAAAACUAGGUUCAACCUUUAUGAUGAAGGCAUUAGGUUACAAUGUCAAGAUGGUUACAGCAGCUUGUGCGCUUGGUUUAUCUCUUGUAUGGAUGAAUUACCUCGUGUUUCGACAUAUUUGGAAAUUCCAAUUGCUGUUAGAGUGUAUUAUAUCGACCUUCAUCUUUGGAUGCAGUUUAGAGGCCAAAAGCUCAACAACAUUAGUAAGCGUACAAUAUCAAAUGAGAAUAAGAAUUUGACAUCAAGCUGCAUGAGUGCAAUUUUGCUACAUUCUAUUGCAUUUACAAUAGCAGAAGUAGCUAUCAUUCAUCAACAUGAAGCUCAAAUUUCGAAUGUGAUUUGUGUGACAACGGAGCUGCAUAAUACCGAAAAGAACCCAAGCUGUGUGGCACGCAGUUGCUAUUCGUGGAAUUACUAGAGAUGGUUGCUUACAGAAACAGACAUUGAUAUGUAUGCAAUUUAAGAUUGAGCAAGAGAUUUUCCUGAAACUCCAAUAAUACGAAGAAGUUCCUUGAGUUUCGAUUGUAAUUUUCUCUGAUGUAGCAAGAGCACCGAAUCGCAACCUUAUAUAUACCUUUGUUUAUAUCAGCCGGUAAGUAGGAAUGGUCGGAAUUACUCAGACAAUCCUGCCAGUUGAUGUCAAAGCUAGG